AUGAGGCGCUAUCAGCAUCUUCGUGAUGUGCACCCGAGGCCCUACACUAAUGGCCACGAGAGAGGGUGUGAGGUGGGCCUAGCCGGAGGGUGCCAGCGCGAUGGAGGGCACCAGUGUAGCGGCAGCGCACAAAGUAGCUGUCGGAGUAGCGGCGGUAGCGAGGAUGAAGCAAGAAGGCGGUGCGACGCUGCGAUGGUCGCGGCCGCUCCUACACCCCGCCGCGCCUUGGACACCUCGAAGAGAGCUGAAAAUCCUCGUGGGGUCACCGGCGCUCUUCUCUCACCCCAUGUGAGCUUCUCCCCGAUCUCCUUUCACUCUGCGCAGGCCUCCGCGAUUACAUAUGGAGCCGCAGAGACGACCAAAGCAACCGUGUCGUCUGCCUCGGCGCCUAAAGCCUUCUACGACGGGCCCUCCUUGCGCGACAGCAUCCCGGCGCUGUUGGCGCGCCUUACCAACCCGGUAACGCUGUCGCCGUCACGCGCCCCCAAAAGCACGCGCUUGUUCGAGCUGGCAGCGAAGGAGGACACGUUGAAGCGAGACGUCGCAUCCCUGCCGGCGCACCCGAUAGUUGUACCACGCUGGAGUAGCUCUAGGCAAUCCGAUGUGUCGGGUGGUGCCGUUGCCACUGCCACUGCCACUGCCGGGCAAAGGAAAGCGAUGAAGGCCGAGGCAUCAAAUCGUUCCUUGGGGUCGUCGUCGGAUGAAAUCCUACAAGGCACCACACCCCCGAAGCAGACUCAAGUGGGUCGCUACGAAGUGCGACAACCGAACGCGAAGGGCACGAUGAAUCGGGGCAUGAUUGCCCGCGCCGAGGUACAGAGCGCUUACACAGACGCGCCGCCGUCAGCGGCGACCGUGUUUUCCGAAAACACGAAGCAGCGUCCCAUGCCAACGCCCCCGGCGAGGUACGUAGUAGUGCAGCGGUCCGCCACCUCCCACGUCUUGCCGCAUGCAUCAGAGGCGGCAACAAGGAGGAACGCAGCCACUGUAGCUCCCGAAUCAGCAGCUCGGCAUUCCGCUGAGUUGACGCCACGCUGUUGCUCUGUUGCCUCCCCCCAUGGCAUCGCAGAGGGGACGGGUGAUGUGUGCAGCUCCAGUGUAGCAAGUACCAACACCAGUUUAAGUCGUCCUGCGAGUCGACGACCGCGCGCCUGGACUCGCCGAAGAAGGCCAAGCCGCUCCGAUAGUGCCGAAGCUGUCGCUGAACGGAAACGUGAGAUCGGUCCCGUAGCUGCUGCAGUCGCCGCCACGCGCGAGCCCCUUCUUGAAGCCAGCAAGGAGGCUCUGGGCACUGCGUCUGACCAGGCGCCGCCGCCGCGAAUCAUGCCAUCGUCCUCGAUGAACUCGGCAAGCGACGUCACCCAGAAGCGCGCCUCGCCGUCCCAAAUUCGCGGCCUCUUCGACUUUGUCCUAAGCAACAGCGGUAACAGCGGCGCCGGAGUCGAGCACACCUCACUUAACACUUCCGGUGAGUGGGCAAAGACGUCUCCCGAGUGCGCGGACGGAGUGUCCUCCCAUGCUGCAGACCUUCCCCCGCGCGAGCAGAGACGCUCGCACACUAUUGCGUCGCCGUUUUUGCUGCUGAAGCCGAUGGGGGGUGUUUUUGCGCCGUCGCACGGCGCCUUGUACCGGGAUGAGAGCGUCGCGCCUGUGGACUCGUUGGUGUUGCGGCACACCAUCGACUACCUCCUCUCGAAGGCUCGCCGCCUGGAGAAGGAGAACCAACACUUGUGGUGGCAGGUGCACAGCUGGAAUCCACAUAGAGCCCUUGAACCUCACGAGGCUCACCCUGUCGCUGUUCCUCUGGCCCACCGGCGUGUGCGCAAUUCCUCCUUGGCGGCAGAAGCGGUGACUCGUACCCCCCACACCAUCCCUUUCCGAACAGUAGCCUCCACUCAGAUCCAGCACCCACCUGAGUCUCAGUCGCGCGUGUUCGUGAAGCGGCAGCCGCGUCUUUCGCAAGCGGUUGGUCGCUCCGCGUCCUGCACCUCGACGUCCUUCCUGUCGCAAGAGAGCCCCCGAUGCAGCGGCAGUGGCGAAGGAGAUGGCGCAGCAGAAGAACACGCCAGUGCAAAUCCAGGCGCUCCCCUGUGCACCGCGGCAGCAGACACACCAAUUCCACCGAGCACCGAGUCAGCUGAAACAACAGCGACAUCGGCCGUGUCGCGCACCGAAGUGGGAGUUCAGUGCCGCCCAGCCGCGCGAGAUGCGGCGACAGACGCAAGAGCGCAUCGAUCGCCAGGGCACUUGCGGCUAGCCAGCAUGGCAGAGGCACCUGGUCCUGCGACGGAAGCGCUGCGAUCUGUGUCCUCCUCGCCACAUGCCGACGCAAGUGCGCAGACAGAGCUCGUUGCACCGUCACCGUCAGCACUUCUCCGGACGCUGGAAGCGCGCCAUCAAGCACUGCAUCACAGGUGGCAAGGAACGGCCAAUGGGGACGGCAGAGGCGUCGCUGCGGCCACCCCGAUAACAUCGACAGCGCGAAGCCGUCACAGCAUCGACAGUGAGUGUUCUCUGAGUGCGAUGGCAACAGACGCCACGCCGCUGCUGUCAUUCUCGGUGCAGAGGCAGCAGGGUCGAAGCAUCAGCAACUGUAGCAGUCCUGCGCACGUGAGGGGAACAAGUCAGGCAAGCGCAUCGUCCGCGCCACGUGGUCGUUACCCGACUUACAGUAAACAGGUCCAGACAGCGAGAACCCAAUUGCCCUCCUUGGGCGAGGUAGAGGAUGUGGGAGGAAGGGGCGGUGGCGGCGAUGCCUUGAUGGUCUCGGCAGUGGAUCGCACUGCGUCGGUGCUGUCCUCGGAGAGGACCGCGGUGAUUGAGCUGCACACGUCGGCCUCCUACACACGGAACACCGUGCGCCGUUUGCGAGAGUACUGCAACUCUCUGGAGGCGACCCGCCAGCAGCUGCGGCGGCGCCUAUCGAAAAGUGUGACUAACACCCACGAUGUCUCGCCAGUAGCGCUGCCACGCGCGCGAUCGCCGUCAAGCCUUUCGCACUCGAACGGCCGGGCUCCGCUCCACCCGCCAGCCACCGCAACCUCCACCCUCAGCCGUCCCUUCUUCAUCUCUGAGUAUGUGGACCCGGAGGUCGACGCCACUCUGCAGGACGUUGAAGAAACGACUGCCCUGGAGACUAUGAUCGUGUUGCAUGAGGAUGGCGCCGGCACCAUAACAAAGCGCAUGAUCGACGGUUCCCAGUCGUGCAUCUCGAGCUUCGCGGUGCACUCCCCUUCACCCAAAUCACAGCGCCUGCCAGCCACAAUGACAUCCUCGCUGGCCAGCCAGUCUCAGACCCCGGUCGCUGAGAGAGUCGCAUCGUGGGUUCGCCGGUACUCACCACGGGCCCCGCGUCGCAUGAAACCGCAGCAACUCCUUUCGCACUACCUGCGGGACACUCAUGAUACCGCGGUCAUCGCGGAGGAGCCGUACGCGCGCCGGCACAGCCCCUCUCUGCGUACCGACGGCAGCAGCUCCUGCUGUGUGCCGGUGGUGCAGUUGGGCAAGCCCAUGCGAUCCGCCUCCGCCAGCUCAUGGAACGCCUCCGACGUCAACAUCCACUUCCCGGAUGCCGUACCGCUCGCCUCGUCUCUCUCCAAGUCGCCACCGAAGGAAUCUCCGUCCAUCGAACGCUUUGUCGUGCAGCCCACCACGCUGUUCGAGGAGGGUGAUGCGGAGCAGCUACCCCCACAGCCACUGCCACCGCGGACGCACAACCACCAGACAAAGGCAGGAGCAUCGGCGUUGGUCUCCCUAGCAGGGUGCACUGCAUCUGGGCAGUUUGCCGGACUGCAGACUGGCGUCACUAGCAGCACAAGAAGAGCAAGCGGCAGGGUCAACUCUCAGCGCUUUGCAGUGAAGGGAGUUCGCGAGUCCUUGUCGCCGAAGGAGCACAGCACGCGCAGCCUAAGCAAGAGCAGCCGCAGCAGUGCCGGCCCUGAGGCACUUAUUUCAGGAAAGGAGACCACCUCUUCCGCUUCGGCCGCCGCAGCCUCAGCACCUCUGUGGGACCCCACGCGCCACUCAUUGCAAAGCCCAAGCCCAGUCAUGCUCUCGACUUCUACCGAAACGUCCGCAGCCGCUGCACUGGUGGUAAGCGACCGCUUCGGCAUGCCGGUCAUUACGUCCGGCAGCGAGGCGGGAGUGCGUGGCGCAUCGAAUGACAGGGUGCACUGCUCACGGCCCAUAGCCACAUCACUCAUCACCGCUGUGGCCAGCGCGAGCCUUUCUUCUCUGAGUGCACCAGCGCCAGACAGCGAGGUGCCCCUCACACCGGCUGAGACACCAGUGCAGCCGCAGAUCCGCAGUCCCCUGCGCCGCCUACACCUCGAAGCGCACACCGUCCGCUGCGACCACGGCGACCCCAGCAACCAACGCGCUCUUUACAAAGACAGCCUCCACGUCAGUGGGUCUGCCUCGCCGGCGCCGAGCACACCGCGAGACCCUGAGGAAGACAGCGGUGACCGAUGCAAGCGGAGCAACACUAGGGCAUUCCUGGACGAGGAGAAACGAGAAGCGUCAGCAGUGUCGUCUGCGGGGGCAUGUCGCGUGUCGGUGCAACUACCAGUGCUUGAGAACGACGUGGUGUCACCGGAUGGGGCCGACAGCUUCCAUUCCAGAGAUGCUGCGGUGUCGCCGCGUAGCAGCGCCGAGAGGGUCGUGAACUUCCUUUUGCCAGCCCAGGUGGAGGGGUCGCUACUACUGCAGUCGCAGCGCCCCACCCCCCAACGGCUUAUCUCACCCUCUCCUCCUCGAGAGGCAGCCGCGGACGAGAAUGCGCAGAAUCCUGGUGAUAGCAAUACGGACUUGAAGGCAAUCCCUGCGGAAUCAAUACCGAAGGAUGCGGGCAUCGACUCUACGUCGCCGCGACGCCACCUUGUGGUGCCGCAGCACCGCCCACCGGUCGCCCCGCCUCGCGUCAUCGUCAUCCCAAAGAACGACGAGUCUCCUUCUCCCGAGCACAGCAGCCUGUCACGCAGCCUGCACUCUCUUCCCUCAACCCUCUCAGACGAGCAUUGCGAUGAUGCUUCUGAUGACGGAGAUGACGAAGGCGGGGCACUCUGGUACUCAGAACGGUUUUGA
Leishmania mexicana MHOM/GT/2001/U1103 is the source of this 5082-nucleotide messenger RNA. RefSeq lists its product as hypothetical. The coding region runs from base 1 to 5082 and encodes 1693 amino acids. The record is from RefSeq and is a predicted model, not a curated record. The transcript has a single exon. NCBI's taxonomy places the organism in Eukaryota, Euglenozoa, Kinetoplastea, Trypanosomatida, Trypanosomatidae.